Messenger RNA from Dreissena polymorpha, 13107 nucleotides. RefSeq names its product synaptic vesicle 2-related protein-like. Bases 1460 to 3028 code for a protein of 522 amino acids. The record is from RefSeq and is a predicted model, not a curated record. Lineage: Eukaryota; Metazoa; Mollusca; Bivalvia; Myida; Dreissenidae. The transcript has 17 exons. Gene Ontology annotation, cellular component: membrane. Gene Ontology annotation, molecular function: transmembrane transporter activity. Gene Ontology annotation, biological process: transmembrane transport.
CAUUCGCCCAGUCAUUAACCACUGCCACCACAAAUAUCACGUGAUCUACAUACAACAACAACAGGACAAUAAUAACAAAAAUGGCGGAGACGCAGACGAACAUUGUGAAAAAUCCGUGUUUAUUGUGUAGCAAAACCCAGCAUUUUAAUUUAUAUAGUGGAAUUCACUCAUCUUCAUUAAUUAGUAAAAUUUCAUGUUUGGUACAAGUCGAUGUUCAACGUUGUAUUGAUAAAAGGUCUGGUGUCUGCAAGUCUUGCCAUCUGAAAAUAAACUCUUCUUUUGAAUUUGUACAAUUAAUAAAAGAAAAACUUAGCAUUAAUGAAGGCGUUCAAAACGCAGAAAAGCGUGGGGCUAGCAGUCCAAUUACUCCCCAGUUACAAAAAACUGUAAAGGCUCCGAAAACAAAUUUGGGACCUGAAAACAGUUCCAGAAAACAUUGCAAACAAGCAGAGUUCUCGUCCCUUCUUCACCAUACACCUCUGAAAUGGGCUCAGUGACAAGAAUCUUGUCAAAACUAAAAAAAAUAUUUUAUCCUCCUAAAUGAGUUUAAUAUGAAUUAAACCUGGCAUAAAUAUACAAAUAAUUUACCUAAAAAGUUCCAAACUUUGAAAUAUAAUGAUUGUAUUUACAUAUUUUAUACAAAGACCUAUAGAUAACAUAUAGUUAUCUAUAGGUCUUUGUUUUAUACAAUAAGUCUAUUUUUCUCGUAAAUAUUUUAAAAGUGUAAUAUAUGACAGCCCAAAAUUGCUGAAUUCUUCAUUUCUGCCCUUGUGUUUCAAGAGAGAAUACUUUCCAUCCAAAUGGAGAGAGAUCUGGGUUCAUAUCCCAAUAGGGGCUUAAGAUGAUGCAUGCAAUAUUUUGUUGUUUUAUUUUCUAAAAACAAUAAAUUAAUGAUAAAGAAAUUAAUUUAGUAAGAGUUUUAACAUGUAAUAAUACUAUAGUAUUCAUAUAAUGAGUGGAUUUUAGAAUUAGUCAUGUCUUGAGUUUGUUUGUCAUUAUGAACAUUUUGUUUUAUAUCAAAUUUUUAUAAGUGACAUAAUACUUAAAUUUAGAUUUGAUAAAAGAAUAUUAUGUUUAUAAUUAGGUGCUACGAAAAGCUGUUCAGGAUCUGAUUUUGAAGGAGAUCGAGGAUGAGGUUUUCCUACUUUCAUCCAGAAAUGUUGCCUUGUCUAGUGUUCUUAUUCGAUAUCGCAGCAUUGAAAGCUUGUUUGAGAAUGGAGAACAUCUGAUCAAGGAGAUCAUUAGUGAAAUGUCAGAAAGAUCAUAAUUAUGACUCAGUAAAGACAACUUAUGUAAUAAAAAACCAACAUGCAACAAUUUGUUGAAUUAUAUAAUGGGCUUAUCAACAUAAAAUAACAUUCAAUCUGUUACAAGUAAUAAAGGAAUUGUCAACAUAAUACAAGUGAAAAAAACGGAGUGUUGAAGCAAAAAAGUGAACUAAGCAAUUCCAACAAGGACAAUGUUUUCACGACUGGCAAAGUUCAGAAAGAGCAGUGAUGAGUACCAGGAUUUGGACCGUGUUGAGAUGGACAUUACCGACCCAGCAAUGCGGCGCUACGCUGGCUUUUCUGAUGCUGAGAUACAGCCGGACGAAGGAGUAUCUCAACCAGAGCCUCAUGAAGAGACAUUUACGAUCCAGCAGGCGAUAGACAACAUUGGAUUUGGAAAGUUCCAGGUUAAACUCUCCAUUCUCACGGGGUUGGCCUGGAUGGCAGAUGCCAUGGAGAUGAUGAUCUUGUCCAUCCUGUCUCCAGCCCUGCACUGUGACUGGCAGAUCAACGAGUGGAAACAGGCUCUCAUCACCAUGAUUGUUUUCUGUGGCAUGAUGUGUAGCUCCAGCAUUUGGGGCAGUAUCUGUGACAAAUAUGGCAGAAAGUCGGAGCUGAUUUUGUGCUCUGUGUUUACUUGUUACUUUGGGUUCAUUAGCGCCUUUGCCCCCAAUUUCAUCUGGCUUCUGGUAUUGAGAGGCUUGGUUGGAUUUGGCAUUGGUGGGGCACCGCAGUCGGUGACCCUGUACUCAGAGUUCCUCCCCACAGCCACCAGAGCCAGAUGUAUUGUAUUGGUUGAGAUAUUCUGGGCUAUCGGUGCGAUGUUUGAGGUGUUGCUGGCCCUCGUAGUGAUGCCUACCUUGGGCUGGCGAUGGCUGCUGGCUCUGUCUGCACUUCCACUCCUCAUCUUCUCAUUCUUCUGUAUUUGGCUGCCAGAAAGUGCACGCUUUGACAUGACCCGUGGAAAUAGGACCCGAGCCCUGGCCACCAUUGAAAGGAUUGCUAGGGACAACGGCAGGCCAAUGCCUCUAGGAAAACUUGUGGAGCCAUCUCUCAAAAGCUCAAAACGUGGUAUGGUGAGAGACCUGUUCAUACCAGAACUUAGGAAGACAACAAUCAUUCUCUGGGUUAUAUGGCUGGUGUCAGCAUUCUCCUACUAUGGGAUUGUCCUGAUGACCACGGAACUCUUUGAAACACCAGAUGGAUGUCAUGGCACUACAAAGGACAAGUCUCCAUCAGACCCAGGCUGCUUUGUUCACUGCAAGUCGCUCACCCGUGAUGACUACGUGGACCUCACAUGGACCACAUUCGCGGAGUUUCCUGGUGUGUUUCUAACUUUGUUUAUAAUCGAGCGAUUUGGAAGAAAAAUCACCAUGGCAGUGGAGUUUUUCUUCUUCGCCGUGUUUGUACUUCUAGCCAACAUCUGUACCAUAAGACCAGUCCUGACAUUUUUCCUGUUUGUUGCGCGAGCCCUGAUAUCAGGUGCCUUUCAAGGGGCGUAUGUGUACACGCCUGAGGUGUACCCUACCUCAAUGAGGGCCAUAGGGCUAGGCAUGUGCAGUAGCAUGGCCAGAGUGGGCGCCAUAGUAACACCAUUUGUGGCACAGGUCCUUCUUAAGGUAUCUGCAUAUGUUGCAAUAUCAACCUAUGGAGUGAUGUCAUUGAUUGCUGCAGUUGCCUCCAUCAUGUUGCCCAUAGAAACCAAGGGCAGAGAAAUGAAGGAUCAUGGUGAGGAUAUCAAGGUCAAGAAACCAAGUUAAUUACUGAUUAGACCAUAUCCGGAACGUGUAAUAUAUUUCUGUGUAAAGCUUACAGUGUAGGUCAUACUAAAUAUUGUUGUUAUCAUGGUACAUUCUGUUUAGUGUUUCUGUGUUCAGAUUGAAGAGAGAUAUUUCAAUACUGUUUAAUUUAAUCAUAUUUUGAUAUAUAUAUGUUGAAUAUACUAUUGUUGUUUAUUUAUAGAUUAAUUUUUAAAAUGUAUUCUUAUGUUUUCUAUUUUUACGUUCUGUACUAUUUUUCAUAAUUUUUCAAAUAAGAAUGCGUGCUGGGGACCAACAUCUAUGUUCAUUCCAGUGCAUGCUGGGGACCAACAUCUAUGUUCAUUCCAGUGCAUGCUGGGGACCAACAUCUAUGUUCAUUCCAGUCACAGACUCUAGAUGAGAUCAAUAUACGCUCCGUGUUCCAGUUCAGUAAUUGAGUUGGUGUCUUGGAAAGCCAGGCUUAAUGCAAAUGCAUCAAGUAUUUAGCCCAGAUUUGCCUUUGAAGUUUGCACAGGUUAAUCGGGUAUGAUUCUUUACUCUAAGACCUUUUUUCGCUUAGAAGAGACUUCAUUUUUAACAAACAAUUCCACAAAAGCCUUAAGUUUUCUCCCAGGUUAGCUAAUUGAUUAAAAACAGUGUUUACAAGUCAUUAUUUUUAAACCCCAGGUAUAAUGCAUAUUUUGACCAUAAUUUGUUGCCUAUUUGGAUAUUAUGUUAAAAUGUACUUCAGAGCUUUUUUGAAUUGUAAUGAAAAGUGUUAUUUCACAUAAUCUUGUUUAAGGGAUCAAAUACUCUUAUAUGACAUAUAACAGGGGGUACUAUAGCUUACACUAAAAUAAAUAUACUGUUGUGAAAUCUACAAUGAACACCAGUCCUCGAAGAUCUUACAUUCAGUUCAGUUUGUUUUCUGCUUUUGGUAUAUAUGUAGUAUGUUUACAGCACAUUUGAACACACAAUUUAAAUGCAAUAUUAAAUUAGAAUGUGCAUUCCACUCUUAAGUCUAUUGUCAAAAUAGAACUUUAUUAUGUGUGUAUAAUAGUCUUCUAUCAGCCACAAAAUAACCAUAUGUGCAGAUUUGUUUAACAUCAGAUCAUCAAAAUGUUGGUAUAACUCAUAAACAACUCUGAUAUAAAUAUUCCUCUACUCUAUUUUUGGAAAUGCGGCUUCCUUCAUCAUCUCGAUUUAUGUAUUUUUACACCUUUUUUUGUCACAGCUACAUCAUUUAUUGUAUUUAUGUUAUUAUAAUACUUGUUUAUUUAGUAACAUCUUGGUGUAUCAUUUGUCUUGUGACAUAUUUACUGUGUGUUGUAAGUUCAUUUACAUUUGGGUCUUGUGCGAAGUUUUGUUAUUUGUCUACAAUACAUUAUUUUGUGGCCACAUUCGUUGCAAUUUAUGAUUUUAUUAGCUCCUCUGGCCAGAGGCCAGCAGGGCUUAUGUCAUGGUCCUGUGUCCGUCAUGUGUGCGUUAACUUUUCCUUAAAACAUCUUCUUCUCCUAAACUACUGGUCCAAUCCUGAUGUAAUUUCUCAGGAAUGUACCUGGGGUGAAUCUUUUUCAAAUUUGUUCAAAUUAUGCUCCUGGGGUCAAAUUUGACCCUGCCGGGGGGGGGGGGGGUCAAAAAAUUGAAAAUUUGCUUAUAUAAGGCCUAUUUUGUGAAAACUUUAAAAACCUCUCAUCCAUAACCAUUGGGCCUAGGGCUCCAAAAUUUGUUAUGUAGUGACAUCUUAUAGUCCUCUACCAAGUUUUUUCAAAUUAUGCCCCUGGGGUAAAAUUUGACCCUGCCCCGGGGGGUCAGAAAUUUGAAAAUUUGCUUAUAUAAGAUCUAUUUUGUGCAAACUUUAAAAUCUUCUUGUACAUAACCGUAUGGCAUAGGGCUUCCAAAUUUGGUAUGUAAUGACAUCUAAUAGUCCUCAGCCAAGUUUGUUCAAAUGAAGCCCCUGGGUUCAAAUUUGACCGUUCCCCAGGGGUCACAAAAUUGAACAUAUGCUUAUAUUGGGCCCAUUUUGUGCAAACUUUUCAAAUUCUUGUCCAUAACCAUUUAGCCUAUUUCUACCAAAUUCGGUAUGUAGUGACAUCUAAUAGCUCUCUACUUAGUUUGUUCAAAUUAUGCCCCUGGGGACAAAUUUGACCCUGCCCCUGGGGGUCACAAAAAAUGAACAUAUGCUUAAAUAAGGCCUAUUUUGUGCAUCUUCUUGUUCAUAAUUAUAGAGCCUAGGGCUACUAAAUUUGGUGUAUAGUGAUAUCUAAUAGUCCUCUACCAAAUUUGUUCAAAUUUUUCCCCUGGGCUCAAAUAAAUUUGACCCUUCCCCGGGGGUCACAAAACUGAACAUAUGACGUUUACCAGGGGAGAUUACUGCGGCCGUGUGACCAACAACAACAACAACAUCUUGUAAACAUGAGAUAAAACCCUGUCAUUUAGUGCCAUUUAGAUCAGAUGGUGACUGCUUACAAAGGAAUGGAAGUAAGAACAUGAGUUAUGAAUGUUUUUCUUAUAAACUGAAACAAAUCGGGUUUUAUUUAAAUAUGUCAAAAGUGAACAUAUAUCCGGAUACAAAUAUUUCGGAUGACAUGUUAAUUUCAUGUCUUUUUUGUAGUGUUUAAACCAGUUUAAUAAUAUCUUAUUGAUUUUAAAAACGCAACUUCCAUGAACAUAAUUCUUUCAAGAAAAGUCAAUAUAUGAAACUGCAUGGUAAACUCAAACUUUGUAUCCAAGAGAAGGUGUUGGAAUUAAUGAAGUGCAAUGUUCUUAUGGUGGACGAACCAGUUAUCGAACACCUAAGAAAUUACGUUAAAUUACCUUAAAAUUGAAACACUUAAAAUGACAAAAACAUUUUGUUUUAACAAAUGACUAACAGUUCAAUCAUUGAAUGAUUUAUCUGUAAAGUUUUCCAGCAAACUACCUUCAAGAAUUCAUAACAAUGAUUCCCUGAUUAUUGUCACCUCUAGCAGACAAAACAAAAUGGCGGCCAAUGUAAACAUGACCUAUUACCCGACAUUUCAUAAAUACUACUCCAGUAUAUACAAAGUCACAUAACUAUCACGUGACCCGGACUCGGUGAAAAAAUCUGCGUCUGCUGCAAUCAAAAUUGCAAACGGAAAUAUGCUUUUUGGUGUGUAAAUGCAUGUUUUGAUAAAUGCAUUCAAAAAGUAAUAGCAAAAAACACACAAAACGGUGUAUAUAACAAUAAAUGUUUUCCUUUAACCUGUUUUCGGCGCAUUUGUUUCAAGCUUAGUAGGCAAGUAGGUCAUGGACUUCAUGUGCGACCAUUUGUUUAUCAAUGUGACGUCAUGCACACUUUUGCGCAUGUGCAAAAAGAACCAAAACAAAAUGUCCGAUAAUAGGUGCUGUUCGAUAACAGGUACUUACACGAUAACUAUCGUAUAUGCUGCUUUUUAAUUACUAAUGAUUCGUUGUUCCAUUUGUGAAUCGUGACUCAUGAAUUGUGGAUAUGAUUGUCAAUUGCUCAACAAUCCAUAUAUAUUUCUGACCAUUUUAUAAUUUUCUUAAUAUAAGUUAUAAAUUGAUCUUAGAAGUCAAAUGUAUUACUUAAUUAAAUACAUUUAUAAAUAUAAAGAAAUAAUCUUAAGAUUAUCAUAACAUUCUCAGGCCUGUUGGUCUUUGGGAUUUGUGGGUUGUUAAUUAUAUUUUGAGAUGAUUCUUUACAAAGAAAGAUGCUACUAUUGUAUUUGUUAUAAAUGUGUGAAAGGCUCUAAGAAGGAACCAGAGAUUAUUAACCCUUUACCAAACACUAACAGGAUUUUACGGGUUUGUAGCUGACAACUUUUAAAUAAUUGUGAUAAAAGGAGAAAUUGCUCAAGAUGAGCAAUUUCUCCUUUUAUCACAAUUAUUUCUACCUUACCUGAUAAUUUCCUUCAUAUUCCAAAACAAUUUAAUUGUCGUCUGCAACCUCUUUCAAAUUGGGAAAGUCCAAAAUGUGUCGUUUGGUAAAGGGUUAAGGCAUUUUGAUUCCUAUGGGUCUUUGAAUCUGUUUCAAAUCAAAUGCGUAGAUUUGAUCUUCAGCAUCUAAAAUUAUGUGAAAUAGAAAGAACGAAAAUAUCUUUUGGAGAGAUAAAUGUACCUACGUUAUAAGCAAAGGACCUGUGCAACAAUUCCCGGGCUUUUUAGUCUGUUUUGUUCACACGCUAGUAACUUUUUCCAUGUAUAAAAAUGCUUACCCUGCCAACUUUUAAGCGCCCAGUGGGACGAGGGAUAGAAAGAGAAAGUCACAUGCUUGAGUACAUUUCAACCAAUGUGCAUUGCAUGUUUUUUUCGCAUAAAAACAGUGGAGCGAUACAGGGCCAUCAUGGCCCUCUUGUUUUAAUUUGUUAUCGUAUGUAUUGAAAAUUGAUUGGAUUUUCAUUUAUAAAGUUUGUUGGCUGUUUAACAUGUAAAAGCUGGUUAUAUCGUGUAUUAUCAAUAUAUUGCUAUAUAAUCUAAGCAUAUUGCAAAAUAUUUUGAUAAGUUAAUAUGAUAGAGUAUUCUUAAAUUGUACUUAAAUUUUAUUCACUUUACAUAUUGAACCAUCCUUGUAUCUGGUGUGCUACCAUUUUUUCAAUGUAGACAAAUGGAAAUAUGGCAAUAAGCAAUAUACAGGGACCUUUAAUUUAAAUUACACAUAAGCUUAUGUCACAUAUUAUUUGUAAGCUAUGUUUUGUGACAGUUGAGUUUACUCUUAGUGAUGUAUUCAGAAGUCCAAGUAUCACAUGCCUGAGAGUGCUACUCUACAAACACAAUUUAUAAGCCCCCUACUGGUUUCACCGGAGGGGACUUAUGGUUUUUGCUGUGUCAGUCAGUCAGUCGGUCUGUCACACUUUUCUGGAUCCUGCGAUAACUUUUAAAGUUCUUAAAAAAAUUCAUGAAACUUAAAACAUUGAUAGAUGGCAAUAUGGACAUUAUGCAUGUCAUUUCUUUUGUUCAUACGUCAAAAAUUCUGGUUGCUAUGGCAACAAAUAGACUAGAAAUACUGCUGAAAAUGGUGGUUUUCUGGAUCCUGCAAACUUUAAAAGUUCUUAUUAAUUUUGCAUGAAACUUGAAACAUGAAUAGAUGGCAAUAUGGACAUUAUGCACGUAUUUCAUUUUGUUCAUACAUCAAAAAUUCUGGUUGCUAUGGCAACAAAUAAUUAAAAAAAUUAUCUGAAAAUGGUGGAAUUUCUGACAAUGGUGGAAUCGGUAGGGGACUUAUAUUGCUUGCCAAUAGUCUUGUUAUUCCAGAUUUCUGCUUUGUAACUAUUUAUGAUUUAUUUGACAGUCACUUGGUGGAAACUCUUUUGUUAAGAUGUUUGGCCUUCAUAUGAUUGCUUUAGUUUUUCAUAGAAAGAUUGCUGAAGCUUUCACAGCUACCAUUGCUACCAUGACAUUAUUAUUUGAUAUUCUUUACUUUUUUUGCUUUUAUGCUAUUUGUAUUGAUUUGUUCUUUUGCAAUUUUAACUCAUAACAUUUCUUCUGCCAUAGAGAGAUGGCCUCUUAAUGCAUGUGUGUAAAUUGUCGCCCAGAUUAGCUUGUACAGUCCUCUCAGGCUAAUUAGGGACCACAUGUUCUGUUUGUAUGGUAUUUAUUGUUUGAAAGUAAAAAUCAUGUUUAUUUGGUAAGUGUUAUCCCUGAUUAGCCUGUAGGCUUUAUAGACUGCAUUCAUUUAACCCUUUUUUUCCAGAGCGCAUUGCUUGAUUUAUUUACAUAUUUAUCAGAAAAAGAUUUUCUUAAUUUUUAGGCCAAAUCACAAUAUUUGCUUAUUGGUCUAGUGUUUAAUGUUUCUAGUGCAACAUUUUCAUAAUUGUUUAUUUAGUGUAAUAUUUAUAUAAUGAUAACGUUGUUUCAGCAUCUUGAUGCAAGAUUAAUAUUAAGAUUGUACUGUGUGUCAGUCUGACCUGUCAUAUGACCAUCUGUCUUUCCAUACAUGACAGGUGAAGUAAAUUUUACUAUUUGUUGUAGCACCCACUCUGCGUGCUGAAUUGUUUUACAAUAACACAAAUGUACCCAUAACCCCAAACCUUUACUUUGACCUUGUUUUUAGAAAUGGGCUAUCAAGCUUCAAAACUGUGUCUGCCAAACACAGAAUCUCAUGCGCUUUAUCUUCAUUAAGAGUCUCAUACCUUUUUGAACGUUUUUGUUGUUCUAUAUUUAUGAACCCCUUCCAAAAAGAGGGGGUAUUUUGUUUUGCUAGAUGUCGGUAGGUUAGUAGACCAGUUUGUUUCCGAUCCAUACCUUUUAAACAGAUUGACCAAUUGUCUUGAUACUUUGUCCAUAUGCAUUUGCCAGUAGAUGACAUCUAUUGAAAUUGGGAUCAUUAGGUGACAAGUCAAGGUCACUGUCACAAAAAGAAUGAAAAAUGGUUUGAAUAGAUAACUUGUGAACGGAGAGAUAUAUGGGCUUGAUACUUCCCAUUUGAAUUGGCAUUAGCCGUGGAUGGCCCCUACUGAAAUUGGGGUAACUAGGUCAAAGGUCACUGUCACAAUAAGUGUGAAAUCUGUUCUGAUCAAUAAAUCCUCAACUGAUUUACUGAUUGGCUUGAUACUUCCCAUGUUCGUUGGCCUUGGACAGUGGAUGACCCCUCUUGAAAUUAGGGUCACUAGGCCAAAGGUCGAGGUCACUUUGACAUUAUGUAUUUAAUUGGUUUCCACUCUUUGUUUCAUCAAAGGCUAAGUCACAUUAAUAUGAUAAGAUUAACUCUUAUGGGCAGUUUUGUUGCAAAAUGUCCUGUGUCAAGGCCCUGAUUGGGGGAGGGGCAUCUGUCUCGGACUUCGGCGCUCUUGUUUUAUUUCAUAUUAAUUGACUUUUUUUGUAAACAUAUCAUACAUUUCUAUGUUGUUUUUAUUAUAAUACUCAUAUAAUUUUGAUUUGAUUUUCAAAACAAUGUAAACAGACCUGUUGAAAUCCUUUCUGUUAUAUAUAAAAUAAUAUAAAAUAUAGUUUUUCCUGCAUGCAGGAAACCAAAUCCCAUCUUGAAUGUUAAUAUUAUAGUAUGAGUACAAAUUUCUCUUUAACCAGAUGUAGAUUCGGGAUUUUGGUUAACAUGGGAUGGCAUAUUGAACCGUAAGCAACUGUUUAAAAACACAUCAAACUUUAUACUUAAUUGUACUUUGCACAGACAUAAAUUUAAGCAAGUUCUUAUAACAUACUAUGUUUGUUUGAUAUACAUUUUUAGCUCACCUGAGCACAGCGUGCUCAUGGUGAGCUUUUGUGAUCGCCUUUUGUCCGUUGUGCGUUGUGCGGCGUCAACAUUUGCCUUGUUAACUCUGUAAAGGCCACAUUUAUUUCCAAUCUUCAUGAAAUUUAGUCAGAAGAUAAGUCUCAAUAAUAACUUGGAUGAGCUCGAAAAUGGUAACGUUUGAUUGAAAAACAUGGCUGCCAAGGGGCAGGGCAUUUUUCCUUAUCUGGCUUUAGUAAAAUCUUGUUGACAUUCUAGAGGCGACUAAACCAGUUGCGGAAUAGAAUUAAAUAAUUAAACGAGACUUAUCUUGGUUUACUCGAUGUUUGAUUGUAAUUCUAUGAGCAAUGGGAGUUUAGGAGGCAUUAAUGACACCUCAAUAUUCUGUUAGCUUUUGUCAUUUGUUCUGGCAUUUGGAGGCAACAAGUCCCAAACUAACUGAUUACAUUUGACGACUGCAAGUCCGUCAUAAUUAGCUGGCCGCGGCAACAUGUCAUCUUUCAACAGAUCAUUGUAUUGAUCUUCAUCCAUGCCUUUACGAAACAGAGUAGUAAUAUUUUCGGCUAGAACUGGAUCAAUAUCGGCUGAUGUUGUCUCUUGACCCUUAAACCUUUUUGCAAGGGAAGAAAAAACAACUGUCACGUUCUAUUCUAGCAUUGUUAAUAUCAUCCCUACUCCCCUCAAGGGGUCUUUUACUGCCCGACUGCGUCGGAAUAGCCUAACUAAAAUCAUAGUUUCCAUCCAAAUCAAUACAAUCCUCACCGUAGCCUCCAUAAUCUUCAUAUUGGUCCGUGUUUUCCAGGUCCUCGACCCUCUUACAAACAUUAUUUAACAUCUCCUCCAAUUUGUCCAUUUUACAUUUCAUUUCCAUGAGCAAGCUUAUCUUGCUUAUCACUCUGAGUCUGAGUCUUUUUCAUCGAAAGAGACUGUUUGUUUGCCGGUUUUUUAGUUUCUUUUGUUGUUUUGACACAUUUAUCUUUUAGCACUCGUCUGCGGCGAGUUAAUGUCUGCCAUUUUUCCAAUUUAAGUACGCACCACGUGCGAUACACAAAUGGCUUAAAAACUACUAUUAAAACAGCCCAAACGGACCCAAACUAUAAAUCCAAACGUAAACAAACUCUUAAUGAUACACUAUACGCAAAUAAAAUAAAGUGUCACAAACUUAAACUGCGUACACAAACUGAAAAAUAUUCUACCAAAAUGAAUUGCGAACCUCGUCCGCCAUAUUGCGUCAGCACACUGAUUGCGUAUGCGCAGCAAAUAUCUCAUUUAAUGACGACUAAACCAGUUGCGGAAUAGAAUCAUAUGCAAUAAUAGGUACCUGGUAGUAUGGAUAUAAACUUUGUCAUUGUUAUUCAAUGAUUCUAUCAUGGUACUUUCACCAUUCCUGUUGCUGUAGAUUAGCAAUAAAUCUUUAAGUUGUUUAUAAAUAGUUAUAAAUACUUUACAUUGUAAUUGCCCAAUAUUUAGUCAGAAUCCGGUAAGAAUCAAAAUAAUUUUAUUUAUUUUAUGCUUUUUAUGCUGCACCACUCGUGAAAAUAUUAAUUUAUAUGAUCACUCGUGAAAUAAAAUCGAUAUUCCAUCAAAUCCAAAAAAUAGCCUCUAUUUAUUUUAUGCUUUCCGUUGGUUUGUAGAGACAUAUCAGUGAAAUAAAACUGAUAUUUCUCUGUUUCAAACAGUGAAAAAUAACAGUGAAAAUUAUCAAUAAUUUUCGCUGUAUUACUGUGAAAGUACGUCAUUUUGUUGACUAAAUUAUGUCAUUAUUUCAGAAAAAUUCUCAAGUAAAGCUCUUUGGCAAUGUAAAUAAACGGUGAAUAAAAGCAUAAAAUAAAAAGAAAAUGUGUUGGAUUCGGUGGAAUAUCGAUUUUAAUUCAGAAGUGAUCAUAGAAAAUAAAAAAAAUUCUGUGAUCACUAGUGUUUAUUUCAUUGUUUAUCUAAAAAGAAAAAUAUUAUGUCAUGUAAAUUGUUUCUUAUACGAAUAAAAAAUGAGUUUAUGUUUACAAAAAAAAUACAAAAUUGAAAUGAAAUAUACCUUGUUAGCUUUUGAUGCCCACGAUAUGGUGGCAUAUAGCAGUUGAACUGUCCGUCAGUCUGUCCGUCCGAAAACUUUAACAUUGCCCAUGACUUUUGCAAUAUUGAAGAUAGCAACUUGAUAUUUGGCAUGCAUGUGUAUCUCAUGGGCUGCACGUUUUUAGCAGUGAAAGGUCAAGGUCAACAUUCAAGGUCAUAGGUCAAUAACAAAAAAUCAUCCCUCAAGGUCAAAGGUCAAAUAUAUGGCUUCAAAGCGGCGCAGUAGGGGCAUUGUGUUUAUGACAAACACAUCUCUUAUUAGUUUAAAUCUCUGUGGCUUCUUGUAAAAGUAAGUGCAGUCUUAUCAUUUGAUGGAGGACAUUGAGCUGAAGUGCAAUUUUUAGGAAACUUUAAUCAAGGGCCCACUAUUUUUCUUAAGUUGCCUUAAGUUUUCCGUUUUUAGAUCUACUGUCCAUAGGCCAGAAGAGCUUAUGGGAUGGCAUGGUGUCUGUCUGUCUGUGUGUGCGUCAGACUUUCUCUUGUUUUUCCGAUAAAGUCCACAUUUUUCAUCCUAUUCUUUUCAAACUUGUUCAGUGUGUUGAUAUUAAUGAGGACUCAAACCCUACAGAAAAUGGGUUACAUCAGAGUAAAAAGUUUAGAGUUAUCUCCCCUUGAAUUUGAGAAAUUUGUGAAAUAAGGCUUGUUUACACAAAAAAGUCCACAGUUUCAUCCAAUCAUUUUCCAACUUUCACAGUGUCAUUAUCUGAAUGAUGAGUCAAACCCUAUUGUAAAUGAGCAAUAUCGGAGUUAUAAAUCCAGAAUUAUCUCCCCUUGAAUUUGAGAAAAAAUAAAAAUCUUUAACAUUUUGCCAUAACUUUUGCAAUAUUGAAGAUAGCAACUUCAUAUUUGGCAUGCAUGUGUAUCU